UUGGGAGUCGGGGAAGGAGGAGGGGUUUGGGCGGGUGUCACUCCACCCCUUUGACGGAUACAGACCGGCCUUAGGACCCGGCGCAGCACGGCAUGAAGCUUGGAAGCGGGCUAGGGGAGGCCGUCGCUCAUAUCUGACGUCACCAGCUCGCGCCGGCGGUAGGUGAGGACGCCAACAGCAGCCGAGAAACGUUUCUCUUUCCUCUCAGCUUGCGCACACGAUGGCGGCCCCCGCCCAGUCGACUACGCAGCCUGGCGGCGGGAAGCGCAAAGGCAAGGCUCAGUAUGUGCUGGCCAAGCGCGCUCGGCGCUGCGACGCUGGCGGGCCCCGUCAGCUAGAGCCCGGGCUACAGGGCAUCCUCAUCACCUGCAACAUGAACGAGCGCAAGUGCGUGGAAGAGGCCUACAGCCUGCUCAACGAAUACGGCGACGACAUGUAUGGGCCAGAAAAGUUUACAGACAAGGAUCAGCAGCCCUCUGGAAGUGAGGGAGAGGAUGAUGAUGUGGAGGCUGCCUUGAAGAAAGAAGUUGGUGACAUUAAGGCAUCUACAGAGUUGAGGCUAAGAAGAUUCCAGUCAGUGGAAAGUGGAGCAAAUAACGUCGUCUUCAUCAGGACACUUGGGAUAGAACCUGAGAAAUUGGUGCAUCAUAUUCUCCAGGAUAUGUACAAAACCAAGAAGAAGAAGACUCGAGUUAUUCUACGAAUGUUACCGAUCUCAGGCACAUGCAAGGCUUUUUUAGAAGAUAUGAAAAAAUAUGCACAAACAUUUUUGGAACCCUGGUUUAAAACUCCUAACAAAGGGACAUUUCAAAUUGUGUACAAAUCUCGAAAUAACAGUCACGUGAAUAGAGAAGAAGUUAUCAGAGAAUUGGCAGGAAUAGUGUGCACCCUCAAUUCAGAAAAUAAAGUGGAUCUCACCAAUCCACAGUAUACGGUGGUAGUAGAAAUCAUCAAAGCUGUCUGUUGCCUGAGUGUUGUGAAAGAUUACAUGUUGUUUAGAAAAUACAAUCUCCAGGAGGUGGUGAAGAGCCCUAAGGAUCCAUCACAGCUUAACUCAAAGCAAGGAAAUGGGAAAGAAGCUAAAUUGGAAUCUGCUGACAAAUCAGACCAAAACAACACAGCAGAAGGAAAAAAUAACCAGCAGGUACCGGAGAAUACUGAGGAGCUGGGGCAGACAAAACCAACGUCUAAUCCGCAGGUGGUAAAUGAGGGAGGAGCCAAACCUGAACUUGCAAGUCAAGCCACAGAAGGAUCCAAGUCAAAUGAAAAUGACCUCCCAUAGGAAGUCAUUCGGUGUUGGAGGUGGGUUUCUUACCUGGGGCUCUCUGAGAUGUUGCUGGGGUUUUACCUUAAAUUGUGACUUAAAAACAGUUUUUUAUUUGUGUGCUGCAUUAUGCUGUUCUCACAGUAGUGAACAAUGAUUGCGCAGCCCUGUUAAGUUUUGUUAGGGAUCUUUCAGCCCUUAUGGUAUUAUGUAGAGGCAGAUCCAUGUGCUGCUAUUGCAAAGAGGGGAGGAUAGGAGGAGGCGGAUGUUGACCUCUCCCAGGCUCCUCUUCUGCAGUGCCAGCUGACUUAUGGGAGUGAACUGACUGUGAAGUAGAAAAUCAGAGGGAAGUUUUCAUUCUAAGGAAGGCGUUUUUACAUGCCACAGCUCAGCUGUCCCGCUGCCACUUUGUUGUAAACAUUGCAAAAAUGUGGAUCAUGUAGGUUAGAAGUGAAUUGUUUAGUGACGUUUUUGUACUUUUGUGAUUUUCUUGUUUAUGUCUGUUUUUAUUUUUUUAUUUUUAUUUUUUAACAUUUGUGUGUAACAAAGUUGACAGUCCAGUGCCGCAAUUUUGGAAGGCAAGAUAUGAGAGAGGAGAACCAUUUAGGCAUAGAGCUACAGACAUUUCUGAAAAGGUUGGUGAUGAAGAAUUUCAGUCUUCUGAGUAUACUUCAGUAUACUAGUGCAACAAGGGACACAAAGAAAUUCUGUCUUUAUAAUGAAAGCUACUUCUCAAGGGUUUUAUAUGGACUCAGUCCAAGCUGUCCUAUCCUAUUGUGCACUGUCUGUGGCCUGCAACUUAUAAAACUAGUAAUUGUAACUAAAUCACAGCCACUUGACAAGAAAGGAUAUUCAUUAUUUUCAAAUGGCUUUUAGACUGUCAAAACAAAAACAGUAAGGCUUUUGUUCAGAAAUCACAUUUAGUCAAAAGGUUUAAGAAGCAGAUUAUUUAGUAGCAGAACUUAUCUCAGGAAAGGAAAAUAUGCAUAGUUGGUGAGAAUCUAAUAACAUUAAAAUGCUGGGGCAAGAUGCAGUACAAAAUUGAAAAGACUUUAUUUUCUCAGUAAGUUGAUUUACUGAUGAUAUCUCAUAUGAUGCAAAAAAGGUUUUGUGUCGUUAACUGAAAAGUGGCAGCUUCUCUAUGCAGGAUGAUGAGUCAACAGGUUUCACUAAUACUUGUCAUGCUGUAGCAUUUGUAAGAUUUAUAAAUGAUGAAAUUCAAAGAAAACUUUUUCUUUUGCUAGGAGCCUGCCAAAACAAAGGCCAAUAUAUAAUGUUGUGACAUCUUACCUGAUAACCAGAGGUUUGUUAUCUAUACUUCUGGUGCCCCAUCAGUGGUUGUCUCCAUAAGUCAUUUUGCAUUAUUAAAAAAGAAAUCCUGAUGUUGACAUUAUAGCACACUGCUUUCUUCACAGAGAUGCUGAUAUCAAAAACUUGAAGAUACAGUGAUGUUUUGAAUAAUGUUACAAAACUGGUUACCUAUGUCAAAGACCUAUUUAUGCAAAAAUGUUUAAAAAAAAAAAAAAAAAAAAAACACCCAAAAGAAAAACCUGGACAAACAGCACAUAAACCUCCU
This is a messenger RNA of Chlorocebus sabaeus (green monkey), 2840 nucleotides long. It is a transcript of the gene THUMPD1, whose product is annotated as THUMP domain 1 NAT10 acetyltransferase adaptor. The record is from RefSeq and is a predicted model, not a curated record. Gene Ontology annotation, molecular function: RNA binding. Gene Ontology annotation, biological process: tRNA modification. Lineage: Eukaryota; Metazoa; Chordata; Mammalia; Primates; Cercopithecidae.